Molecule: messenger RNA, 2986 nt
Organism: Zerene cesonia (dogface butterfly)
Lineage: Eukaryota; Metazoa; Arthropoda; Insecta; Lepidoptera; Pieridae
Gene: spin
Product: protein spinster
Exons: 10
Coding region: 267-1733 (488 amino acids)
Biological process (GO): transmembrane transport
Cellular component (GO): membrane
Molecular function (GO): transmembrane transporter activity
Source: RefSeq, a predicted model, not a curated record
CGAGUUAGUUGUCAAUUGUUACGCCGCGGAUCGCGCGUGUCGUCGCUAUAUCCGCGUAAAUACUAAAUAUUAAACUAAUUUAUCGAAAAUAUUCAUUGAUACUAUAAAACUUUUAUUUAUUUUUUAAAUAUUUGUUCUUCCUAAAAGUUUUAUAUAGUUUUUAGUUAUUUUGUAAUCGGAACUUUCAAAAUUCUUUCUGAUUUCGUUACGGUCAAGUGGCUGAGGGUGUUAUAUCAUACAAUUUUCAAAUUUUAUUGGUAGUGAACAUGGACCAGAAUAGUAUAACACCCAAUACAUCAAAUCAGCAGUUGGUGAUAAACGGUGACAAUGAUUCUGCUACCGCGCUCCUGCAAGAGAAGCAGACGAGAAGGAGGGAAACCUUGAGUGAUGUUACUUUCAUAGAAUACAUGACUGUUGGAAUCCUGUGCUUCGUCAACCUCAUCAACUAUAUGGACAGAUUUACAAUAGCAGGUGUGCUCAACGAUGUCAAAAAAGAAUUCAAUAUCAAGGACGACGAUGCCGGCUUGUUGCAAACGGUCUUCGUGGUGGCCUACAUGGUGUUCGCGCCGAUAUUCGGUUACCUGGGCGACAGGUAUUCGAGGCGAGCGAUCAUGGUCUUUGGCGUCGCUCUAUGGAGCAUCACGACGCUGGUCGGUUCUUUUAUACCGAAUUUCGCGGCGUUCGCAUUCUUCAGAGGCUUAGUGGGUAUAGGUGAAGCCUCAUACUCAACAAUAGCGCCGACCAUUAUAAGCGAUCUGUUCGUCGGAAAUGUGCGCUCCAAGAUGCUCGCAUUUUUCUACUUCGCCAUACCAGUUGGAAGUGGGUUCGGUUACAUCGUGGGUUCGGUCGCCGGGGCGGCGGCGGGCGACUGGCGCUGGGGGCUUCGCGUGACCCCCUUCCUUGGGGCUGUAGCCGUGUUCCUGAUCGCUUUCGUAAUGCAGAACCCGGAGAGGGGUCAAGCGGAGGAUAGCCGGAUGAAGCCCACCACGUACAAGGAUGACCUGCGAUCCUUGGUUAAAAAUCCAUCUUUCAUGCUGUCAACGCUAGCGUUCACCUGCGUGGCCUUUGUAACGGGAGCACUCGCUUGGUGGGGACCGCAGUUCAUCUACCUAGGUCUGACGCUGCAGCCCGGCGUCAACAUCACACUAGAGAGGGUGUCGCUCACGUUCGGCGCGGUGACCAUGGCGGCGGGCGCGGCGGGCGUGCCGCUGGGCGCGUGGCUGGGCACGGCGCUGGGCAAGCGCUACCCGCGCGCGCACCCCGUCAUCUGCGGCGCGGGGCUGCUGGUCUCGGCGCCGGCGAUGGCGCUCGCGAUCCUGCUCUGCGACGGGUACUACUACGCGUCGUUCGCGCUCAUGUUCAUCGCGGAGACCGCGCUCAACCUCAACUGGGCGAUCGUGGCCGACAUGUCGCUGUAUGUUGUGAUUCCACCCCGUCGUUCCACCGCGGAAGCGUUCCAGAUCCUAAUAUCGCACAUGUUCGGUGACGCUGGCAGUCCCUAUUUAGUUGGUGUGAUAUCGGAGGCGCUGAAGCGGUCGCUGGGGGGCGCGGGCGCGGGCGCGGGCGAGGCGCCGAGCUCGGGCGCGCAGUUCCGCGCGCUGCAGUACGCGCUGUUCGUCACGUGCUUCGUCGAGGUCAUCGGCGGCGUGUUCUUCCUGCUCACCGCGCUCUACAUCGUGCGGGACAAGCUCAAGGUGGACAGGGCCAUUGCCGUUACUUCAAAAAUUAUGUAGAAGCCGAAACCCAAAACGCCGAACCGUCCCACAGCAACGCGCAAGAUGAAGCUAUAGGCGGAGAAUAGGAUAUUUACAGUCAAUUUAGAGCAAAUAGAUCUGUGAGAGCCUAAACUUUCACUAAGCUGCGUUUCAAUUUCAUAUAGAACUGUUAACAUGUGUGCAUCAUAUGUGGCCAACAGCUUUUGUAGCAUUGGAACGGGAAAAGACUGAUUAAGUAUGCACAGCGGUUAGUUUGGGUUAUGUAAAGAGUGAUAUAGUUUAGUGAACAAAUUUCGUGUAAGUUAUCCAAAUUAGGCAUCACAAUACGGAACACAUGUGCCUACGCUUAGACUCUCCCAAGUCCUGAGGACACCGAUUGCACCUCAGCUAAGUACAUAUAUUUAUUUGCCAAUGUAUUAUUACCUCAAGCACUUGUUACACAAGAAUAUAAAGGUUUAUUUAUUUUUGUUUUAUCCUGAUUAUUAUAUGCAAUGUAGAGUAACGGAUCAAUGCAAAAUUUGGUAUUAUAAUGUUGUUGUAUUCAUGCAGUUUAACGGUUUGUAGCAAAGACCUUACAGGACUUAAUGUACUCAAAACGUUUGAAUGUUACCUGAUGUAUUAUUUAUGAGGGUGGUCACACUGAUUUAGUUAGUAUGAAACCAAUUUGAUCUUUUAAUUUAAUAGUGUUAUCAUUUUCUAGCUUACCUAGUUUGAUUCCUAAUUAUGUGGCAUGAAGUGUAGUUUGUUUGUACAAGAAUUAUUUUGUUAUUGUAUAAGGGGUCAUUCACGAGUAGGUUAGUAGUUAUUGUACAUCAAUGUGAAAUCACCCUUAUGAGUGAUUUUAUCGUAUGAAAGUAUUUUUUCAACAUAAAUUGAGUGGUAGUAGUUUAUUCAAUUAUUUAUUUCUAAUUAAUUUCAUGCAUUUAAGUGUGAGAGAUCUGUGUCACGAAUUUGGAUAUUUCGGUAUUUAACUCUCAAUUUCAAUUUGUUUCUUUGAACUUAACUUCUUUAAUAUUUUAUUUUCCCGUUUUUAAUUAAUGAAGUUUUCCGUAUCUAACUGCUUUUUUAUCCAUAUCUAUUUUUUACCUUCAACGAAACUUCAUUUUUACUUUAUUUUAUUUUCCCAUAUUUAUUUAUUGAAAAAUGUUUAUCUUGAAUUAAAGACGUAUGCAAGUUCGUGCCACGGGUGUGUAUUCGGUGUGUUACUUAUAUUGUGUAACCUAGUAAGGUAUUGUGGAUGAUUGCAAAGUUAAACUGUAAUGAAUAUCAAU